This is a messenger RNA of Oreochromis aureus, 9158 nucleotides long. RefSeq names its product EFR3 homolog A (S. cerevisiae) (gene efr3a). Lineage: Eukaryota; Metazoa; Chordata; Actinopteri; Cichliformes; Cichlidae. The record is from RefSeq and is a predicted model, not a curated record. The coding region runs from base 298 to 2760 and encodes 820 amino acids. Gene Ontology annotation, cellular component: plasma membrane. The transcript has 24 exons. Gene Ontology annotation, biological process: protein localization to plasma membrane.
GGGUCCCGUAGGCGGCUAUAAUUAGCACCGUCCCGGUGAGCAGGCAGCAUAUGUAGAGCGGGGGCGGUUUUUGGCUCCUACACACACACUUCCGUGUUUAUCUGUCACCGUAAAGCAGGAAGCACUGUAGUAAUGUGUAGGAGUUGACGAGCCCUCCUGCUGCUGGUUCCUCACAGGUAAAGAGAAAGCAGCCGGGGAAGGAGCUACAUGGAGGCUAACUAACUGAGCCCGGAUCUGUCGGUGCUCGGCACACGAUCACACACACACACACGGGGACUGCGGUACAUCGGCACCGAAAUGCCAGCCGGAGUUUGUGGCUGCUGUGGGCCGCUGAGGCCGAGGUACAAACGCCUGGUGGACAACAUCUUCCCCGAGGACCCCAAAGAUGGCCUCAGUAAGUCGGACAUGGAGAAGCUCACCUUCUACGCCGUGUCGGCUCCAGAGAAACUGGACAGGAUUGGAGCUUACCUGGCUGAGAAGCUGAGCAGAGAUGUGGUGCGACACCGCUACGGGAAUGUGGUGAUAGCCAUGGAGGCUCUGGACCAGCUGCUGAUGGCGUGUCACUCUCAGAGCAUCAAACCCUUCGUGGAGAGUUUCCUGCACAUGGUGGCCAAGCUGCUGGAGUCUAGAGAGCCAGACCUGCAGGUCCUGGGAACCAACUCGUUUGUGAAGUUUGCCAACAUCGAGGAGGACACACCUUCCUACCAUCGCCGCUACGAUUUCUUUGUCUCACAGUUCAGCGCCAUGUGCCACUCUACUCACGAAGACCAAGAGACCAGAACCAGGAUCCGUGUGGCCGGGAUCAAAGGUCUGCAGGGCGUGGUGAGGAAGACGGUGAACGACGAGCUGCAGGCCAUCAUCUGGGAGCCGCAGCACAUGGACAAACUGAUCCCAUCCAUGCUGUUCAACAUGCAGGACAGCGAGGACCUGGACAGGGCGGGGCACCCAAACACACCAUCGGGGGCGGGUCAGGAUGGCGAGGAGAACCCGUCAGCGCUGGCUGAGAACUGCUUCAGAGAGCUGCUGGGCCGAGCAGCCUACGGCAACAUGAACAACGCUGUGCGGCCCGUGCUGGUUCACCUGGAUAACCAUCACCUGUGGGACCCCAACGAGUUUGCAGUUUCCUGCUUCAGAAUCAUCAUGUACUCCAUCCAGGCUCAGCACUCGCACCACGUGAUCCAGCAGGUUCUGAACCACCUCGACACUCACAACAAGAACACGCCGCGGGUCAGAGCCGGCAUCGUCCAGGUGCUCCUGGAGACGGUGGCCAUCGCCGCCAAAGGAUCUGUGGGGCCCACCGUGCUGGAGGUGUUCAACACUCUGCUCAAACACCUGAGGAUGAGCGUGGACUUUGAGCUGGGCGACAGCUCGAGGAGGAACUCCGCCUCCAGCGUUUCAUCCGUCCGCGGUAGAGAGAGCGAGGAGCGGAUCGUCCAGAACGCCAUCAUCCAGACCAUCGGCUUCUUCGGUGGAAAUCUGCCAGACUACCAGCGAGCUGAAGUCAUGAUGUUCAUCAUGGGCAAAGUGCCAGUGUACGGGACGCCCUGUCACGCCUUGGACACAGUCAAGAUUGGGCAUCAGGGCACCAAGCGGAUCCAGACCAUGCUGCUCAGCUCCCUCAUCAUGGUCACCUCCGGCUUCAAGUCUAAGUCCAUGGCGGCGGCUCUGCCUCCUCCGUUCCUGGACCCGCUCUUCUCCAUCUCUCUCAUGGAGGACAGCGAGCUGAGGCAGCUGGUGUUCGAGAUCCUGCACAACAUCCUCGACCGCCACGACAACCGCGCCAAGCUGCGCGGCAUCAGAAUCAUUCCUAAUGUCUCCGCACUGAAGAUUAAGAGAGAGAAGAUUUCCAAGCAAGACGUUGCAUUCAUGAAGAAGCAUGGCCAGCAGCUCUACCGUCACAUCUAUCUGGGCUGCAAAGAAGAAGAUAACGUCCACAAAAACUUUGAGCUGCUCUUCACCACCCUCGCCAUUCUGACCAUCGAGCUGGCCAAUGAGGAAGUAGUCAUCGACCUCAUUCGACUCGCCAUCGCGCUGCAGGAAAUGGCUCUUACCAACGACGAGAACCUGCCCAUGUUUAUUCGCUGCGGCAUCAUGGCGUUGGUGGCUGCGUACCUCAACUUCCUGAGUCAGAUGAUUGCCAACCCGCCCUUCUGCCAGCACGUCAGCAAGGUUAUUGAGUUGAGGAACAUGGAUGCUCCUUACCUCCUCCCAGAGCACAUCUUCAGAGACAAGUGUCCGCUUCCUGAAUCUUUGGACAAAGAGGACAGCCAGCUGUACUUCCAGACGGCCGACAUGGCCGAGUGUUUGGCCGGGCCGGGGUACAACGCAGAGCGCCUCUCCAUCCCCUACGUUCCUCAGGUCACAGAUGAAGACCGUCUGACCAGGAGGAAGAGUUUCGUGGACACAGUCUCCCUCCAAGUGGACAUCAUUUCCAACAGCCUUCCAGAAAAGUCCCAGCUGGCUGAGGAGAUCACGUUUGAGACCCUGAAGAAGGCCAUCGACACCACCGGUUUGGAGGAGCAGGAGAGGGAGAAGAGGCGCCAGGUGAUGGAGAAGUUCCAGAAAGCGCCGUUCGAGGAGAUCGCCGCCCACUGCGAAUCCAAGGCAAACAUGCUGCAUGACCGGCUCGCACAAAUCUUUGAACUCACAAUCAGGCCUCCUCCCAGCCCGUCCGGAGUGGUUUCCAUCUCAGCGGGACACACCCAGCAUCAGUCCGUCCCCGUCUACGAGAUGAAGUUUCCAGACCUGUGUGUCUACUGAACGCACACAUCCACAAACCAGCUCACACGCAACAUUGAAAAUGCACAGAAAGAACAACACACUCACAUCUGCACUCCAGUCUCCUCUGUUCAGGUGGCGGGGAUGCCGUCAGGGACGAAGUUUAAGUUUUCCCGUCUUGACUCAAACCUGCGUUAAUCCACGCCGCUCCGAUUGGCUACACUUUGUUUCCUGACUCGCGUCCCUGAAGCCAAACUGAACUUUUGAGUCACCAAGAACAAAAAAAACAACAAAAAAACCCAUAAACUGCUUCCACUCUGAGGUUUUGUGUAUUUCCGACGUUGCUUCUCUGUUCCAGUCCAGCCAAAGCUUCACUCCUUGUACAUAUGCUCUCUUAAAAAAGCAGCCUGAGGCUCGCAAACGCAGCUCCUGCCUCGUAACAACUAUCUGUCUCCUGUCAGUAGCCGUCGGUGCCGUCACUGAUUAGUAGGAAUGUGCAAUAUACAUAUAUAUAUAUAUAUACAUUAGCCGUCAGCUAUGAAAACUGAAAUAACAGAAGUGGUGGUAGAAAGCAGUUUAGUUUCAGGCUCACUGCUCCUCGGCUCUUCGCUCUAAUCUUCAGUCUUUGCUGUUUAAGAUAAAACCGUAUCAGAAAUGACUUCAACAACCAGCUGAGUUCUUAUAAAUAAAUUCAAUGACAGCAAUACUCAAACUGCUUGGCAACGACACUCAAAAGCUGAAGAGUCGACGUUUGGACAAGUAGAAAUGGGCUCGCUCGUGUUUGGUGAUGACGAGAUUGUUUCUGAGAGGCGUGAGUUUGUAAGACGAAGGUCACUGAAGAAGUAAAGAGUGGUCAUCUCCAUCAGCUCCCACCUGAGACUGUAUAUAGAAGAUGGACAUAGUCAGUGUGGUGUCAAUUUAGUGGGGAGCUUUGAAAUUGGACAACCAAAUGGUGGAACUAAGACUGUAUACUGCACAUACUACUACUAGUAAUAGUACUACUACUAGUACUAUUACUAGUAGUAGUAGUAGUACUAGUACAGUAGCCACAGGUGGACAAAAUCAACGGAGACUGUAUAAAAAAGACUCAUACAGCCACCGAGACAUCAGCGUCUAGUUUUGAGCUCCACAUUUGGAGCCUCAGUGUUGAUGUUUUGGAUGAUGUCAUAAUGUAGUCACAUGAUCAGAGCAACCACGUCUCCUGUAUCCAGAUGGAUUAUUAAAAAACCAAACAGUUUUUUAAUCUAAUCAGGCUGUAAUCAUGUUUAUUUCUGCUGAAAGCUUCAACACGAGAGUCUGUGAGGACUGACUCACUGCUGGAGUCGCCCUCGGGUGGCCAUGAAAGGAACUGCGGUCUUUGGUGCGUCCAUAUUGGCAGCUUAAUGUUACUGUAAGGAGGACGUGAUUUACAAACUGAAACUACAACCUGAGCUCAGUGUUUGCUGACGUCUAAACGCAAGAAGGCCGUUGGGUCUUAUUGUCAAAGAUUGCAAACCUUUCAGAUAUGGAAGCUAUGUCCAUCUUUAAUAUACAGUCUGUGGCUUUGACGGUGGUCCUUAGAGAAGUUGUUGUAAAGUUCUUGUGGCGGGGCUGAUGAUUUUAGAAAGAACUCUAAACUUCCUCUAUUAAAGAUUUGGGGUUAAUAUUCUCAGAGAUUGCAGUAAAAAUAUCACAAAAAAUACAAAUGUAGCAUCUUUUAAAGAGUUGAAGUUGAUUCCUCAUGUAUGAAACAGUGCACUUAUGAUCACAGUUACAGGCCUGUGUGGAAGUAAAAUUAAAGCUACGCGCUCUUCGUUUGUAAUAUUUCCUGAUAUGAGGUGGAGCUGCAUGCAGCAUGUUGGCUGCAGAUCAAUCUGAUCCAGCUCAUUGACUUUGCGCUGUAGUCCCUGCGCACGCCUGCUUUCCAUGAACGAAUCAGCUGCCUCGCAGCUUUGUUGGCAGCCUUAAAAAAAACAAAACAAAAGCUGCUUCAUUGCCAAACACAGAAGUUUGAUUCUAAAACGUCUCAAUCUAAAAAGGCUGUUUGUAUCCCGUGAGGAGCCAUAUGGUGGAGUUUUUCAUUCCAAAACGAAGCGACCGGCAGCAUCAAAGUUAACCUCCCCGCUGAACGCAUUAAUAUUAAUAUCCAUCUUCAGCCCCAGCGAUACAAAGCACUGACAUUUUGGAGGAUUUAAUCAUCCUUGCAUUUUCAACAGUUAUCACAGCGCCGUGAUUUAUUUCCAAAACAGGGUACAGGAGGCGCGCUGGGAACAGGAGGAUUCGUAUGUGGCGCAGCUGCAGCUGUGAUCUGUAAUAGCAGAUGGUUAUCAGUGUUUUCUUCUGAUCUGAGCUCAGCGUGGGAAGAAAAUCCCUCCAGUUGGAGGAAGAUACCUGCUGCCUCUGUUUGGUGCGAGCAGCUGUUGGAGGCUGAAGGUCGGCGCUUCUUUUCACUCAGAGCUGAUCGGCGUGUUCGGCUCGCCGCGUCAGCGAAGGAGAAAUGAGUUUCUGGAGCGCUGGUUGUGUUUCUGAAUGAGAGAUGCUGGCUAAGCUGAAAGUCUGUGUUUGGCAUCACCAACACGAGCCUCACAAAUCUGAGAAACUUUGUUAGUAAAUGUGUGUUUUUCAGCAUCGGGUCGAAGGCCAAGCAGUUUAUUUGUGAAUGUUUGAUCCUGGAUACGUGACAAGUGCAGGUUUGGUGCGACGGUCCUGAUCACAUCGCAGCGUCACAUCUGUACAGUUGAGCCCGUGCAGCUGUUUGGACCUGGAUGCUUUAAUGUGCAAGGCCAGGGUCACGAAAGCUGCAAGACUUGAAGCAGAAGAAAUUCAGAGAUGAAAUGUUGGCUGCUAAUGGAAAGUCGACAUAAAUACUGAUGCCAAAUUUUUAGGGAUACUUUUUCUUCUUUGCUUACACUGAUAUUGUAAUUUUUGUACUGAAUAUUACAGAACAUUGCGUUGUCAUACCAUCGUUAUGGUGAAUUACUCUAUACUCCACUUCCUCUGUCGAGCCAGCAAAGCUACAACAAAAACAAGAAUUUAAGAUUUCUAUUGAUUUCCCAUCAGUUCUUCUUCUGCAGAUGGAAUUUUAAAGCUUCUCAGGUGUGCUCGGGUACCUUCUUGUAUUUUAAACAUGUUCAGUGACCCAGGUUUGGGUUAGUGUCCACUUUAACAUUCGGGUGUGCCAAACAGACAAAUUUCAAAAGUUAGAGCAACUUAUUAUAGAAUUUCGACUGCCAGUGGAGGUGGAGAAAAGAAGCUGAUUGGCACAUGAUGUCAAACAAUGUUACCUACGUGGUUGCCUAGGGAACCGGAUAUUCACAAGUAACCAGCUGUCACCGUGGGCAACAAAGCGAUGCACUGAUGGUUGGAUUGUCUGGGUACAAGCUUACUACAGGCUUUUAAAAGUUCACGACCAGCAUAAAACGUGACCCUUACCUUACACGUCAAAGCAGUCCCACUUUACUUUCCUUUACCUUCACGGUUGCUGACCGUUCAUCUUCUCCAAUUGCUGCUUAUGUAUCGAUAACCAGCGACAGGGUGGGUUUGACCUCUUAACACCCACCGGGCACCAGCGACCCGGUCAGGGUUUUGUUGUAGCCAAAUGCCAAAAAGGCACAUUUUUGAGAAAUUGAAAGGUCCUAAGGUCUUUAACCAAACCCUAACCGGAUAUAAUCCAGUGGCUGUUUGGAGGUUAAAUCUUCUGUUUUAUAAGUAUUACAUGUCUAAUCAUUGUACUGUGUGAAACGUAGGUUACAGAGGACGUUUAACUGGAAACGAUGAGCAGAGCAGCCUGAAUAAGAGAAAAGUCUCUCUUGCUGUUUUUUUCUGUGCAAAUCUACGCAACAUAAUGUCUUAGCUUUAAACUCUCGUGCUUUAACAUCGUAGAAUCAUAGCUUUUUAAAAACAUGCAUUAUAUGAACUAACUGCAUGGCUCUUUAACUUCAGUCAUCGUCGUUGAUUCCCGAGGGACGGGACUGGGAUCAUAUGCUGAAACAAAAUCUAAACGAGCUCUUUAACGGCCGGAUCCUGAAGUCGGGCUUUAGAGAAAAGUCGGGUUUAGAUGUGGCUGGAAUACAUGAUAUCUUCCUCUCAUGAAUGUGUCGUUGCAGCAGUAUAUAUAUACAUAUAUAUCAUAUAUUUUUGUACAUUUUAUGCAUCACGUAUCAUUACAUUGUUGCCUAGCAGAGAUUUUAGAGGUUGGGAGAUUUCUUCUAAGACGAGGACAAAAUGCUGAAUUCUUUAUACUCGUGUAUUUUUUUUGUUGUUUACCUCGACGGUUCAGGUUUCAGCGGGAUGUUGCAGUGUGGGGGAGAUGGUCUUGUUUUUAUUUUUUCAACUGUAGAUUCUAUUAUAUCAUUUCAAAAAUAAUGAAAAAUGAAUGAAUAUUAUAUGUAGAGCCAGAGGUUGGUUAUUUUUGGAUAAAGGAGUAAAUCAGUGCAAUCUGCUAAUGUUAAGAUCCAGAUUUAUUUUUCUUUAAGUGGCGGCUCAGGCUCAACCUUCAGACCUGAAACUCUCAGACGGUCCUGGUUGAAGAAUCAGCUCCAGAUUCACUAAAAUCAUUUAAAGUUGCGUCCACAAUAGUCGGAAAACUGUGUAUUCCCAUAUGUGACCUCGUUCCUGACAACGCUUCCAAGUUCCUCCUACGUUUGAAGACCAUCUCUUGGUGGUCUUCUCCUGGAAAACUCCUGUAAUCUGCAUGAGCCUCGAACGUUGGUUUUUCUUUUAAUCAAGAUGCCCGGUUGUCCCAUCUGUGCAAGCAUUUAACCCAAUUCCACCUUCAAUUUGCCAGAGGUCAGAUGAAUGUCCUACAAGAAUUAUACUGGAAAAAAAGUCCCAGCUUUUCCCAGAUUUAGUCAGAAGCAGCAUGAAAAGAUGGGUAGGGGUUGCAAAGCGGCUUGCAGAUGCUGCUUCAGCCUGUAGGCAGGUUCAAUGGCUUAAAUAACACGACCUCAUUUAAAAUGUCUUUAUUUAAUGUGUAGAAGGCAUCAGCUGAUCCAUCAGGAUGGUGGAGGAGCUCGGCUUCGUGGCCUGUCUGAAUUAAUGCUAAACUUAUUGACAGGAAAUAACGCCUACAAGGGAUCGUAACCAAGCGCUUGACAUUAAUUCCGACUUUUAAUUUGAUUCAACAGCACCAGCAUUUCCACAGAUUACUUUAAAACUCGUAUCUCAGUCAAAUCCGAUGUUCACUGGAAUUAAACACUCAUGGAUCCGAUUGGUUUUUUCGUAUACACGUUCAUCGGUAGCGGUAUCAGUAAAGCCGUCUAAACCUCCAUGAAGACGUUACAGGAUAUAACUGAAUGAUCAUAUUUGUGGGUAGCGGAGGACCUCACCUUCAGACGGGUUUUGUGAAUCUGGACCCGAGUCUGUGUUUCUGAGCCGAAAAGUUUAACACCGGCUGAUGUGAAGUCUGUAAAUGAUGUCGGAGAAGUCGGUCUGCGAACGAGCCGCUCGGCUACUUUUGAUAAAUGGACGGUAUGUUCAACCGAUUCAGCUCAAGCAAUCAUUCAAAUAGUACCAGCUGAUGUAUUAAUGAACUUUAAAGUAAAAAUGCUGAACAGUUAAUAACCGUUACGGUAAAAUAUGAUGUUGUGUUUGCACUUUCAUCACUGUGUACCUGGUACUAUAGCAGAAAUAAAUCAGCACCGAUGUGUGUUCGGUACAAACAGAUCUUAGAAGUAUUUUUGAUGAAAUGAUCUGUGUGGAGCUGUGAAAAGUUUCCCUCCUGAUUGGUGAUCUGAGUCCACGUGAUGAACUCUUCACCUUUCAAGAUGGAUUUUUUCCAGCUGCAAAAUGUCAAGAACAAAAAAAAAAAGAAAAAAGCUUCCGAUGAAGAUGAUGUUCUUUUUAUGUUUCUGAUGUAUUUUUGUGCCAGUUUUAGAUUAAAGGCGUUGCGUCCGUGUUCACAGUGACAAACUUGCUAUAGCUCGGCUUUGUUUCAAUCACACUGAUGAUUUUAACCACUAGAUGGCGCUGAGGCUCCCGCUGCUGGUUCACGCUUUCACCUUCAUUGUUCUUUUGGUGCAUUUCUUUUAACUUUUCAUCUCAGUGAGAAAACUACAGCUACAUGACCUCAGCUGCUUCUGGAGCCUCAAGUGGACAUAAGAGGAACUGCACUUUUCCCAAACCUGGAUUUGCUGUUUGCACAAAGAUCCAGUGAGUCAGGAAAUAUCUGAGUUUAGAUUAUCUUGUCACGUUUGAUUAAUUUGGUCUUAAAAAUUUAGGGAUUUACUGAAACAUCCGAAUCUCAGUUCACGAUCAUGUGAACAGAGAAAAGCAGGAAACGUAAGAAGCUGGAACCAGUUUCAUGUUUUAUUUUCCAUUUUGAUUCAUCGACUGAACAAAAUCAUAAAGCGUUCAGUGCAGUUUUUCUGUGAAGCUCGGCAGCAGCAGAGCCUCAGCGCUUCAUUACAAAGCCUCUAUUGAAAUAGAAAAAUGUGCAUUGAGAUUAAAGUGUUUCUAUCGAA